Stereum hirsutum FP-91666 SS1 is the source of this 1516-nucleotide messenger RNA. Its product is annotated as glycoside hydrolase family 5 protein. Lineage: Eukaryota; Fungi; Basidiomycota; Agaricomycetes; Russulales; Stereaceae. The transcript has 13 exons. Bases 23 to 1516 code for a protein of 497 amino acids. Gene Ontology annotation, molecular function: hydrolase activity, hydrolyzing O-glycosyl compounds. The record is from RefSeq and is a predicted model, not a curated record.
CAGGCAUCUGCUCUCAACAAAAAUGGCGCUUGGAUCGCAGCUAUACACCUUUCUGCUUCUCGCGCCCUUGUCUUUUCUCGCUAUUACCUGUCAAGGAGCGAGCGUUUCCUCAAGUCCUUCCCAAACUUUCAACGGUAUCGGAGGCUCCGGCGCUUGGUGGCCCACUGACCUCUUCAACUUUCCCGAUGACGUCAGGCAAAACCUCAGCACUCUCUUGUUCGACCAAAGCGGUAUGGGGCUUUCUAGCUACAGGUACAACGUCGGUUCUGGCGGGGUGAACGUAUCCAAUCCCACCCGCGCAAUACAGUCAUUCUGGGUGUCUCAAGGAGUUUACAACUGGGACGCGGAUCCAAGCGGUGUCUACUUCAUGCAGCAGGCCGCCCAGCACAACGUCCCAUCCAUCACUGCUUUCGUCAACAGUGCACCUGCCGUUUUGACCUCUGGUCAUGCAAGCUGCAACGGCGACUUUGUGACCGGUACUGGGAACGAGUACGGCCAGUUUGUUGCCGAUGUUGUCUCCCACUGGAGAGGCCAGGGGAUCAACAUUACUCGUGUUUCACCCAUGAACGAACCUGACAGCACUUUCGGGCCGUCGCCUUGUGGUCAGGAGGGAAUGGCUGUCGCUCCCAGUCAGCGAGCUGAGGUCGUCAACGGGCUUUACCAGGCCCUCGAGAACAACGGGCUGACGGGGACUGUCGGUAUCAUUGUAGACGAGUCUAACACGAUGGAGAAGGCUACCAGCGAGUAUUCUGCCUGGCUCCCACAGGUCAAAGACAAGGUCUCCGCCCUAUGUCACCAUACCUACGAGUUCCCCAGCGACAGUGAAUACACUUCCUUUGUACAGGAUGUACAGGCGAAUUACCCUGGGAUAGAAACGUGGAUGUCGGAGAUAUGCUGUUCCUUGGGACAGCCUGAUGGUUCUGGCAAAGGCUACGGCGGAGGCUACGAUCCUACGAUCACCAACGCUUUGAUGUUCUCUGGCAUGGUUUUCCAGAGUCUCGUUCUUGCUGGAGAACCACAUUAUGACUUCUGGACAUUGGUAUCCAAUGCAAUCGGAUGCUCCCCUGGCUCGAGUUCUUCGUGCAACCCCAGCGUGGCAAACAGUGGUGGAUGGACGGAUGGACUCAUAUAUUACGACUCGAAUUAUGCUUCAAACGGAAACCACAACCUUUACUUGACGAAACACUUCUGGACCUAUAAACAUUUUGGCAACUUUGUUAAACCCGGUAGCCAACGUCGCGCCAUCACCGGUGAUGGUUCUACCGAGACCAUGAUGGCCGUCACCGACUCCAGCAACUACUACGUUCUCGCCAUGAAUACAGGAACCAGCUCAACUAGCCUCAGCCUUACCUUCCCGGAAACCGUCUGCGGUACGGCAGCUGUACGCACGUCCUCGAGCGAAGAUUUCACCUCUAUCGGUGCGGCCACACAGUCGAAUGGGGCGUGGACGCUGCCGUUGAACGCGUUGAGCUUGACGACAUUCACGUUCAAGAAGGGGUCUUGUCAGGCAUUGUAG